AUGGCCAAACGAUUGAGUCUCAGCUGCCUUCGUCGCCUACAACUACAAACCAGACGACCAUUUUCCACCACGAUACGCCCACAGACCGACGGUGUCUUUCGAGCCUUGACCGAGAACAGAAUCCAGACUCCUUGGAUCGAUGCGCUACGAGAGAAAGAGCGUGGUGGACACGAUCCGACAAAGCCUUCGGGCAAGCCAGAGACUCCCAAUGACCGCGACCUCUCGCCCAAGCGCAUGAGCGACAGCUACCACAGCGUUGUCCUGCCUCUCGCUCGCGAACCAUGGCUACUCGACACCUACGCCAACUCAAGCGGUCACAUUCGAUUGGGCACGCUGUUCAUGGAUCUGGAUGCAUUGAGUGGUGUCAUUGCAUACAAGCACACGGGCGAUGGAGUCACGACUGUCACGGCCGCCUGUGACCGUAUUGACAUCAAGCAUCCCCUGACAGAAAUCUCCGACCUCGAGUAUUCCGGAAAGGUUACAUACGCUACUGGUCGCUCGAGUAUGGAGAUCUCGCUACAAGUCGCAAAAGCACCGAAAGAGGGCGAGACUGUCAAACCUGAGGAUGUCCUGUUGACAUGUCAGUUCACCAUGGUAUCCCUCGAUCCCGGCACCAAGAAGCCUGUCAACAUCCCUGCCAUCGCUCCUGAGACGGACGAAGAGAAGGCCAUCUUCGCACAAGGCGAGAAGAACAGUGCCCACCGCAAACAUCUCAAAAGUCGCUCUUUGAUCAAGCAGACACCAAACGAUGAAGAGUCCGACCUCAUCCACGCCAUGUGGCAGAAGCAACUACAAUACCAUGAUCCUAUGGAUCCCGUGCGCAAACCAGACAAUGUCUUCGAAAUGGAACAGACUCGCCUGUCCACUGCUGCCAUUAUGCAACCACAAUAUCGAAACAGACACCACUUUAUGAUCUUUGGUGGCUUUCUCCUCAAGCAAACCUUCGAACUCGCCUUCUGUGCCGCCGCCAGUUUCGCUCAUUGUCGUCCCACCUUCGUCUCGCUCGAUCCCUCGACCUUCCAAAACCCUGUCCCUGUCGGCAGUGUCCUCUACCAGACAGCCACUGUCGUCUAUACAGAUCCUCCAAUCGUCUCAGGUCAAGCCGACCAACCCAACUCAGAUGGAGACAAGAAACAAAAAUACACAAGAAUCCAAGUUCGCGUGGACACAAAGGUCCGCGAUGUCGAACACGGCACCGCCAAACCGACAGGCCAGUUCAACUACACCUUCACCGUCGAACGUGACAUCAAGGUCAUGCCGAAAUCAUAUUCCGAGUUUAUGAUGUAUAUCGAUGCACGCAGAAGAGCAAUGAGGAUAAGAGAGAGCGUUGAACACGAUAACAUCGACUCUGGAGCAAAAGAUAGGGUGACAGAAUAA
This is a messenger RNA of Aureobasidium namibiae CBS 147.97, 1377 nucleotides long. Its product is annotated as Thioesterase/thiol ester dehydrase-isomerase. Lineage: Eukaryota; Fungi; Ascomycota; Dothideomycetes; Dothideales; Saccotheciaceae. Gene Ontology annotation, molecular function: fatty acyl-CoA hydrolase activity. Gene Ontology annotation, cellular component: mitochondrion. Bases 1 to 1377 code for a protein of 458 amino acids. The record is from RefSeq and is a predicted model, not a curated record. Gene Ontology annotation, biological process: acyl-CoA metabolic process. The transcript has 2 exons.